This is a messenger RNA of Purpureocillium takamizusanense, 348 nucleotides long. RefSeq lists its product as uncharacterized. The record is from RefSeq and is a predicted model, not a curated record. The transcript has a single exon. Bases 1 to 348 code for a protein of 115 amino acids. Lineage: Eukaryota; Fungi; Ascomycota; Sordariomycetes; Hypocreales; Ophiocordycipitaceae.
AUGAUGGGCUGCCAUGUGCUGCAGCGGCCUACUACUAAUCGAUGCAAAAACAAUAAUCAAGAAAAAAAAAACACAAGAAUUACCACAAUCAAGAAACCAAACAAAUUCUUCGGGACGGGGCAUUGCCUGCUGCAGCGUUGCGGGCCAUCGCAAGGUAUUACGUUGCUUGGCAUCAGCAGCAGGUCGGACGGCAGCGGCGGCGGGCGGCUUUCGGGACGGCAGGGCUUCGGUGGAGGCUCUCGGCGACGGCAGCGCGACGCGGGGCUGGAGUGCCGGCGUGGCGCCCCGACUGCCGCCCGUCGCAGGCCGUUGCAGGCCGUUGCAGCCCUGGACGCCGUCGGGUCGUAG